Messenger RNA from Moneuplotes crassus, 1388 nucleotides. The record is from the annotation of a GenBank genome assembly. Lineage: Eukaryota; Ciliophora; Spirotrichea; Euplotida; Euplotidae.
UAUAAAAUGGGUGCAUGAGCUAGUGGUAUGGAUGAUACGAAAUCGGGAUCAUCCGAUCAGCAAAAAAGAAACAACAAGCUUAAAAAGCCAAAUAAGCUAUUAAAAACCAUGACGAUUGGUAGAAAAGAGAAACCCUCACAGCAAUCAACCACAAGAGCGAUGGUAGCUUCGGCUGAUAGUGGACAAAUAAUGGAAAACAAGAGAGAAUCUAUUGUCAAUAAUCCUGCAGCCUUAAAAAUUCUUAAGAAUAUCUGCCCAGACGAAUCAUUAAACACUUUAAUCAAGCCUAAGAGAAAAACUCGUAGCGAGGAACUCCAUUUUCCUAUAUCUCCUUGCUUCGGAAGUCCUAAAAAGAAAAGAAAAAUUAGGAAUAGAAUUGAGUCUAUUCCGAACGUGGAUCCAAGGCCAGAAGAAAAAGAUGAAACAGAAAGUUCCACUCGAGCUAGUAUCCAGUCAGAGAGGAGGUCUGCGAUAUGAACGUCCAUAAACCUUCUUGACACCUUAUACAACAGUUUCGAAGAAAUUCUCUUGGAUCAGUGAAAAUAAGUGAAAAAUGAGCAUCGAUUUGAAGAUAUGCUUCGAAAUUAUUUGUAUGAACAAGGAAACUUUGCAGCCCAGCCUUGCCAAGGACCCCUACACAGGUGCUAAUUGUUUACAUUAUUGAUGCAUUCUUGGACAUAGAGAGCUAUGACAAAAGUUAUUGAGUAUUGAGCCAAGCCUGGCUGACUCCAAGGAUGAUGAUGGAAACACUCCCUUGCACUAUCUCUGCCUCAACUCAGUCAGCAGCUUCUCUGAGAUGAAAGAUAUCUGGAAAUGCCUCAAAAAGAGCGGAGCUAAUGAGCAUGCCAAGAAUUCUGAGGGAAAAACUUGAAUAAAGCUUAUAAAAGAUAGAAUAAAGCUAUCCAAUCCUUAUGAUGAUUUAGCUAAAUGGAACAAACUUAUAGAACAAUCGUUGGUCCACUCUUAUAAAUAAAAUCGCAUAAUAGCCCUAUAAGAUAUAUGUUGGAGAAAUAGAGAAGUGAUGAAGGGUUUCUAAUCAUUGGUCGAAACUCGUGAUGUAGUAUCGCAACUAAUCCACGAAUGGUUGAUUUCAGAUAUUUAUAUGGUUAAAAAUGUCAUAAGAGGUUUCAAGAAUUGUACUUAUAACUCAACCGAGCUUAAGAGUUUCACGAAAUGAAGAUUAUAGAGAGAGGUCUUUUCGAAGAAUCUUUCGUCUUUAUCCUACCUCGUCGACACUUUGGGACCAUUUCUCUUGAAUCAUAAUCUUGCCAAAAAUCUACCAAUUUUUCUCAAAGACUUUUUCUGAGCCAAAAGCUCGCUUCUCUAUCAAGACUCAUUAUGCUAAUACUUCAUCGCAAACAACAAGUACGAAUAUUAAAUAGUGGUUC